This is a messenger RNA of Asparagus officinalis (garden asparagus), 1813 nucleotides long. RefSeq lists its product as uncharacterized. Lineage: Eukaryota; Viridiplantae; Streptophyta; Magnoliopsida; Asparagales; Asparagaceae. The transcript is spliced from 3 exons. The record is from RefSeq and is a predicted model, not a curated record. Bases 514 to 1188 code for a protein of 224 amino acids.
AUUAGACAACUUGUUGUAAAGAAUGGUAGAUAUAGUUCAAAAACAUUAACUUGAUUUAAAAUCAACACCUAAUAAAUUCAAAGAUACAAAAUGUCAACCCAUGCGUGUCUAUUGUAACGUGUUUCCAUUAUAUUUUUGAUUUUGUUUGUUUGAGAAGUGUGGUAUGUCUGCUUGCUUUUGCUUCAUGGUACACAGUAUUAUUGUGCUCUUUAAUUUUAUUUCAUGUGAAUUGUGAGCUUUAGAUCUUUUUAAAUUAUUAGUAGUUCUUUAGUGUUAUACAGAAGGAUGACAUGUGAUUGUCUAAUUGUUUGGCAUCUUGGCAACCUCUAGUCUUCUACCAUAUAAAUUUGAGAACCGCACAACAUCCAGUGAAAUGUUCACAAUACCAAGCAUAGCAUGCCUGAUAUAACAAGGCAACAAUUGCUUAAGAAAUGAGGUUUGUUGCUAUCAGGACUAUGUAGAGGCCUUUCCUUCUGAAACCAUGUUAGAUAAUCAAUCCUAUAAAAGCUGAAGAUGAUUACUAGUCAACAUUGCUUAAGAAACUAUUUGAAAAAUAUGUUCUUUAACUUGUCAUUACUAAAUUUAUGCUGUACGUUACUGCUUCGUAUGCAGGUUAAUCCCAGCUUAUAUGGUGAUAACAAUACGCACCUAUUCAUAAAUUGGACGAUCGAUGGUUUUCGGAACACAGGCUGUUAUGAUCACCUUUGUCCAGGAUUUGUGCAAGUUAAUCCUAGAAUUCACCUGGGUGCUACUUUGGGUCCCCUUUCAGUGUAUGACGGAAUUCAGUACGCCAUUAGGCUCCUUGUAUUUAAGGAUCCAACCACUGGAGAUUGGUGGCUAGCAUUUGGAAAAAACAAAGAAGCAGUGGGCUACUGGCCAAAAUCCCUCUUCAACACUUUGAAUGAUCACGCUACUAAGGUUUACAGGGGAGGUUUGGUUAAAAGUCCUAUCAAUGAACCUAGUGCUCCUAUGGGAAGUGGGCAUUUCGCAGCCGAAGGUUUAAGAAGAGCUUGCUACUCGGCGGAUCUUUAUCUUGUCGAUGGCUCAAAUGGCUACAUGCACAUUCCUGAAGAUGAGGUUGAGUUUCGUCAUAGUGAUCCUGGAUGCUAUAGGACUACUAGGUAUCUUACGAACAUGAAUUUUGGCUCCCAAGGUUUCCUUUUCGGGGGGCUGGCAAUUGUGCAUUAAUGAUGGUUUAAUAGUACGUUAGGUUUUGUAUCUAUCUUAACAGAGUAAUGAAGACAUGUUGUAUCACGUUUGGGGAGGUAAUCAAAAUUCAUGGAGUACCUAAUGUUGAUAAAAUUCCAAAAUAUCAGAUUGUAGAUUCUGUGGAGAAAUGCAAUUAUAAGGAAAACCAAGUAAUUGAUGGGCUGAUGCGCAAGGUGCAUGUCCUAAUGUAUAAUAAGGACAAUGUCAACAAUGACCGAAUCAUAAGAAGCAUCACCUGUGCACGUAACAUCCACAAUAUAUAUUUAAGUAUGGAAGAUUAGUGUUCUAACUGAAGCACUAGAAAACAAUCCAAAAAGAAGAAAGAAUCAAUAAACUGGAAAAACAGCCCCAAAGCUCGACAACGAGCACCAUUUCGAACCAUAAAACCCAACAAUCGAGAGCUAAACAAGCUCGAAUCAUAUGUGUAACUGGAAAAACACCCCCAAAGCUCGACAACGAGCAUAAAUUCGAACCAAAAAACCCAACAAUCAAGAGCUUAACAAGCUCCCAUCAUAUGUGUCAGUGGAAAACAACAAUAAUACAUUCUGCAAUAAGUAAAUUACAAAUGAUAGCAUAUAUAAAACUGAUAUGAUAGCAAUAAUAC